UUUUACAAAAUAAGAUUAAGCAUCAAGAUUACAACAGUGUGCACAUUCUGCUUUUGUUUUCCUCCAUACAGAGCAUGCUCAGUAGUGAAAAACAAACUGUGAUUUAUGGUUGGAGGAGUGGGAUCGAGGGUCUUUCCCAGCAAAACUGAUAAAGCGUCUCAUUUUAGCAGCUCCAAUGGUGGGGCUAUUUCUUUUUUUUUCUCAUUUAGUGAAGCAAUCCCCUUAUCAUCGUCUCUCAGCAUGUGGAGAGAGUGCUUAUCUUCACGAGCCAGCAGAGUGAAGCCAGCUCCCUCAGGAAUGAUCCCCAGACAAAGACAACCCCGAGGGACAUCGACUCCAAGCCUCUCUGCCUCUGGACAGCCACAUCCAGCACUGGCUAGCCACCGCCAGGAUCUCUCAGCGAGCAUGAGAAGACACAGCUGAGGGGACAUUUACUGCCGGACCCCUGGAUACUGAUGACCUGCGGAGGACGACUCUGCAACUGAGAUUUCUGCACAUUUCUACACACGUACAGCUCUACUCGGCACCAUGACCAGGAAGGUGUUCACCAACACGAGGGAGCGCUGGCGCCAGCACAACGUCAACACCGCCUUCGCGGAGCUCCGCAAGCUCAUCCCCACCCAUCCUCCGGAGAAGAAGCUGAGCAAGAACGAGAUCCUGCGUCUGGCCAUGCGCUACAUCAACUUCCUGGUGCAGCUGCUGGAGAGCCAGAGCGGUCAGCCGGCCAGCCACUCCCCCACCGCUCUGCUCACCUUUCUCAGAGGAAACAUGGAGCAGCUGCACUCCCCUCCACACCCGUGGGCCCUGACCAGUGACACUGAAGUCCCUUCGCCUGGAUCCAGCUGCGACAGCUCCGAGGCCUGGUAGAAACCACACACACACAAAAAAAAGAAACCCUCGAGUGGACCUUCGGACACUUUUCCUGGGGUUUAAAAAAGAACUGAUAAUCUCCUUCCUCGAGACUCAUUUUUGCCUCCGCAUUUGUCACCCGUGUGUGACACUUGUUUUAAUGCAGAAGAUGCAAUAUUGUGUUAUAUUUGUGGACUCCAACCGUGGCUCAAAAUGUGGUCACAGCCUCCAUGCUGAUCAGUGUUGAAAUAUGCUUUGCGGGUUCAAAUUAAUUUGUAUUCUGCAUGGAUGUGUGAUACAAUAUUCCAUUCAUGUCUUCAUGUUAAUAUUCCUUGUUGCCGGUCCACCUGGAACUAAUUUAGUUUGCAAUGACAGAGUGUUUUGCAGAUGAGGAAAAUGGAGGGGAUUAAGGAAUUUCUCAUUUCAAGCAAUAGAUUCAGCAUUUGAAUAGAUAAAGGCUCAGCCAAUUCUCCAGCCUGCAAUCGUCUCAAAAUAGCCAAGGGCACUUUUCUUUUCUUUUUUUUUUUAAGUCGACAUGCUGUUUUUUUUUCUUGAGAAGACUAAAUCUGACCUUAAUUUUCAUUUACGAAGGUUAUGUGACUUCAGAAGAAACAGUUCUGUGAAAGACUUUUGCUGGUUCUCACCCUUUGACACAGCAAUGUUCAGCAUUUGUUGAUUACAAAUUUGUGAUACUUCGGAUUGGGCUGAGGAAUUUCAGCAAAACUGGCGAUCCUCUUUCAGUAAUUUCAUGCUUGACCACACAAUAUCUUCUCAUUGAAAUGUGUUUUCAUUUGAGUUUUUGUAAAAUACGCAUGUCAUAUAGCCAAAGAUUAUGAAUUGAUUGUCUACUGUGAAGAGUGUGCUACUUAUCUUCUGAUACCUCUUUUGUAAGUUAUUUCGGUGUGCUUGUGAAUAUGCAGUAUGUUAUUUAUUUUAACUAUUUAUUUAUUUAUUUAUUUAAUGACUUGUUAAUAAAAAAUACUUUCUGGAUCUUUUUAAUUAAAGAGGUCACUA
Messenger RNA from Perca fluviatilis (European perch), 1863 nucleotides. RefSeq names its product T-cell acute lymphocytic leukemia 2 (gene tal2). Gene Ontology annotation, molecular function: DNA-binding transcription factor activity, RNA polymerase II-specific; RNA polymerase II cis-regulatory region sequence-specific DNA binding; protein dimerization activity. Lineage: Eukaryota; Metazoa; Chordata; Actinopteri; Perciformes; Percidae. The transcript has 3 exons. The record is from RefSeq and is a predicted model, not a curated record. Gene Ontology annotation, biological process: regulation of transcription by RNA polymerase II. Bases 529 to 867 code for a protein of 112 amino acids.